AUGCCCUCUAUUAGAUCUGCUCUUUUCGCUGUCGUAGCAUCGACAUGCACGACUCAAGCCGUCACUGUUCAAAACGCCGAAGCAGCAUAUCAACAGCUUCAGGGCUGGUACAACCAGUCCAUAGGUCUCUGGAUACCAUCGACCGGCUGGUGGAAUUCGGCAAACUGCAUAACGGUCAUCGCGGACCUAGCUGCUAUCGAUGACUCCAUCAAAGUUCGAUCCCAGGGCGUGUUCCAGAACACAUACUACAGGGCUCAACAGUACAAUCUAGACAUGCAAAAGACCGUUGGACCUGACUGGCUCCCUUGGACUUACUAUGGUAAUCAUUGGCCACAUUACCCACCAGGCUGGCACCAUCCCGCUCCCGUGCAGACCAACGGCUUUCUCAACGACUACUACGACGAUGAAGGAUGGUGGGGACUUGCGUGGGUCGCUGCCUAUGAUGUGACUGGUAACCCGCAAUAUCUGCAAGAAGCUCAAUCGAUUUUCGAGAAUAUCAAGGCUGCUUGGGGCACAACGCCAUGUUCAGGCGUCUGGUGGGACAAGGCACACACUUAUGUCAAUGCCAUUGCAAACGAGCUCUUUCUCGAUCUAGCUGCACAUCUAGCCAAUCGUGGUGGUAGCCAGUCAGCAUACUAUCGGUCAUGGGCAGUCCGUCAAUGGAAUUGGUUCCAGAAUAGUGGGAUGAUCAAUGCCCAGCACACCAUCAACGACGGCCUGGACAACACGACAUGCAAAAACAACGGCGGGACGGUGUGGUCGUACAACCAGGGUGUCAUUCUCGGUGGCUUGUCCGAGCUCAGUCGUGCCACUAACGAUCAGUCUUAUAUCACCAUUGCGAAGCAGAUCGCAGAUGCCGCAAUUACGAAUCUGACUGACAGUAACGGUAUCCUGCACGACGUGUGCGAGCCUAACUGCGGAGCUGAUGGAAGUCAAUUCAAGGGAGUGUUUGCUAGAAAUCUCCAGAUCUUGCAGAAGGCGAGUCCAGAGGGCCGCUAUGCUACGUUCCUGCAAAAGAACGCAAACAGUAUAUGGGCGAAUGAUCGGCAAGGCAGUGCCCUGAGUGUGGUGUGGUCAGGUCCGUUCGUAUCGCCGGCCAAUGCCUCAACUCAGAGCUCGGCUAUGGACGCCAUCGUUGCCGCAUUGGCAACAUCAUGA
Recurvomyces mirabilis is the source of this 1158-nucleotide messenger RNA. RefSeq lists its product as uncharacterized. The transcript is spliced from 2 exons. NCBI's taxonomy places the organism in Eukaryota, Fungi, Ascomycota, Dothideomycetes, Mycosphaerellales, Teratosphaeriaceae. The record is from RefSeq and is a predicted model, not a curated record. The coding region runs from base 1 to 1158 and encodes 385 amino acids. Gene Ontology annotation, biological process: carbohydrate metabolic process.